AGCUAGCUACUUAAUGGAUAAUGCAUGCUUACAUAUAGACCAAUAACUUGUACAUUUCACACACAAAUUUUAAUUCUUAUUUUGUGUUCAACAUAAAAAAAAAAUGGAAGGAUUGAGAAGAAUUUUCUCAAUGCUAACCAUCAUUCUGGUUGUAAUUGAGGUAGGAGAAGCUCAAUUGUCUGAGAAUUUUUACAGCAAAACUUGCCCACAAGUUGAAUCCAUUGUCAAACAGGCUGUAGUCAAAAAAUACAGCCAGACUUUUAUAACUGCUCAGGCUACUCUUCGUAUGUUUUUCCAUGAUUGCUUUGUUCAGGGCUGUGAUGCUUCAGUGAUGAUUUACUCACCAAAUGGAGAUGCAGAAAAGGAUUCAGCAGAUGAUAUCUCUCUAGCAGGUGAUGGAUUUGACACUGUUAUUAAAGCUAAGAAAGCAGUUGAAGCAGCUUGUCCCGGUGUUGUUUCAUGUGCUGACAUCUUAGCUCUCGCGGCUAGAGACUCUGUAGUCGUGGCAGGGGGGCCCACAUUCAGUGUAGAACUAGGACGCAGAGAUGGGCUAACUUCUAAAGCAUCAGAUGUUCCAAAACACUUACCUGAACCAACCUUCAAUUUUGGUCAAUUACUCAGCAUGUUUCGACAACACAAUCUAGACCAAACUGAUCUAGUAGCAUUAUCAGGUGCACAUACAAUAGGUGCAGCUCACUGCUCCAAAUUUUCGAGUCGGGUCUAUAACUUCUCGCCAUCUAACCCGAUAGACCCGAGCUUGAACCCGAGUUAUGCUCAACAAUUGAAGCAACAAUGCAAGCCAACAGUAGACCCGAAUUUUGUUGUACCCAUGGAUCCUGAUACACCAGGGACAUUUGAUAAUAAGUAUUAUCAGAAUCUUAUUGCAGGAAAAGGUUUAUUUACCUCAGAUCAACAACUUUAUAUUAACCCAUCAACUAAGCCUAUUGUGGUUGAUUUUGCCAAUAAUCCCAAUCAUUUUUAUGCUGCCUUUGUUAAUGCUAUGAGAAAGCUUGGUAGAGUUGGGGUUAAAACUGGUAAUCAGGGUGAUAUUAGGAAGAAUUGUGCAGCUUUUAAUUGAUCAUCAAAAAACAAAACACAUUUUCUGUUGUAUGA
Amaranthus tricolor (Joseph's coat) is the source of this 1113-nucleotide messenger RNA. Its product is annotated as peroxidase 55. The transcript has 3 exons. Gene Ontology annotation, biological process: response to oxidative stress; hydrogen peroxide catabolic process. NCBI's taxonomy places the organism in Eukaryota, Viridiplantae, Streptophyta, Magnoliopsida, Caryophyllales, Amaranthaceae. The coding region runs from base 104 to 1078 and encodes 324 amino acids. The record is from RefSeq and is a predicted model, not a curated record. Gene Ontology annotation, molecular function: peroxidase activity; heme binding.